AUGUCUUCGACCAAGGCUUUCACCUUUCUGCCACUGGGCGCUAUCAUUCAAAAGUUCGUUGUAAACGGAAAGAACAUCGUCCAGGGUUUCCCAACUGCAGAGCUGUACAAGCAGCACAACGCCCCAUUCUUUGGUGAGACUAUUGGCCGCAUCGCCAACCGCGUAUCCAAAGCGAAGAUCAACGACCUGAAUGGGAAGUCAUACCAGCUAGCGGUCAACAACGGCCCCAACUCUCUCCACGGCGGCGACCUUGGCUGGGGAAAGCGAGAAUUCGAAGGACCAAUUAUAGUUGACCGCAAUGGAAAAGAGGCUACAUUAUUCAAAUACGUCAGCAAGGAUGGCGAGGAAGGCUACCCCGGCACUGUAGAGGUGCGCGUGUGGUAUGUCCAAGCAAAGGAGGAAGUCGAUGGCGCUCAACAGGAGGUCCUAUACAUCGAAUACGAGGCUGAACUGAUCGGUGAUGAAGUCGAAGAGACCGCAAUCAACAUGACCAACCACAGCUACUUCAACUUGUCUGGAGGACCUACCAUCACCGGAACUGAAGUCAACCUCAUCACAAACAAGUACCAAGUCGUGGAUGACGGAGGUAUUCCCACUGGACCCAUCGAGGAAUACCCCGGUGUCAGCGCCAAGAAGACCUUCACCCUGGGCGAGAAAGAGCCCGAUAUUGACGACUGCUUUGUGGCCAACACAGACCCCAGCAGCAUUCCCAUCGACACUCGCUCUUCGCCCCUGCAGAAGCUUGCGUCUUUCUACCACCCAGAGACCAAGGUCCACCUCGAAAUACACUCGACGGAACCGGCCUUCCAGUUCUACACCGGUAAAUACAUCGACGUACCUGCCGUUGGUGACCUUCCCGCCAGAGGCGCCCGCGCUGGCUUCUGCGUCGAACCCAGCCGCUACGUCAACGCCGUCAACGUUCCAGAAUACAAGUCUAUGAUGGUUCUCAAGAAGGGUGAGAAGUACGGCACUAAGAUCGUAUACCGUGGCUGGCACGCGUAG
Molecule: messenger RNA, 1002 nt
Organism: Alternaria incomplexa
Lineage: Eukaryota; Fungi; Ascomycota; Dothideomycetes; Pleosporales; Pleosporaceae
Exons: 2
Coding region: 1-1002 (333 amino acids)
Biological process (GO): glucose metabolic process; beta-D-galactose catabolic process via UDP-galactose, Leloir pathway
Molecular function (GO): carbohydrate binding; aldose 1-epimerase activity
Source: RefSeq, a predicted model, not a curated record